Molecule: messenger RNA, 1764 nt
Organism: Aureobasidium subglaciale EXF-2481
Lineage: Eukaryota; Fungi; Ascomycota; Dothideomycetes; Dothideales; Saccotheciaceae
Exons: 4
Coding region: 1-1764 (587 amino acids)
Source: RefSeq, a predicted model, not a curated record
AUGCCUUCCAGAAACAGAAGACUUCCGCUGCAGCCAAAGCACAACAGGCCUAAUGCGCCUAGACCCGCGCCCACCGCCAUAAAUGAAGGUCUGGCGGCCUUCAACAGACGCGAGAAUCCCGUCGAUACCUGGAGAAUUGCGAGAAAUUGGACCAUCAGAGAUCCUAAGCAAACCAUCAUAGCAAUUGGCAGAGCUACAGGAACCCACAUCUCAUAUGACAGGAAGUUUGAGUUUCACAUCUGGGGACCUCUUGAGAAAGUAAGACAAGCUAGAGUGGUCUUGGAAACCAAUAUCCUGCAAGACAACCCAACAUUCAAGCACCAUGAACAAGAUAUCGGACCCCCCAGAGAUACCCCCUUCAACACAAUAGGUUUGUUUGUCUGGCCGUCCGAAGAAUACGCGCCUGACAAGGAGCUUGGCCAACGCAACUUCGAACGUCUGGAUCCCAUCCGUAUCGAACACGACUGUAUCAUCGAUUACGAUGUUUCUAGAUCGUCCUUCGUCGUCAAAGGCAGUGCCAACGACGUACAACAAGCUCUGUCACGUAUCAAAGGUCUCCUUUGUAAGGCCGUGGCUCAGAACACCCCAGUCCAAAGGCUUUAUCUUGUGCAGAACGACUGCCAGGAGGUCAUUCUCAGGGACCAUGCUCUUUCAGUGGUGGUGGAGUGCGGCUCAAAGCCACCAUCACGCUCGGCAAAGGCUGUCAAGAGCGCUGGAGCCAAGCUGAGACCAGACGAUGUCACAUUGCACGCAAAGCAGAUCAAGGAUCGGGUCAUGCAGACACUGAGCAAAGUUCAUUGGCAUCGGGGUUAUAUUGACUUUAGGGUCCAUCUUGGAACACUCACCCUGACGAACUUCAAGCCUUUUGAGAGCAUCGAUCUGCCCGACUACAAGGAAAUGCUUGCGGACGCUUACAAUUUUCGAGGCAAGGUCACCGACGAACUCGGGAACAAGCACUGUGAAGAGACCCUACUUCUCCACUUCUUAAGAGCCACUGGCUCGCUUGAUCCCUGCGAUCGCGAUGUGCCUAACCUUGCCGAUACCAAGCCCUUGUAUACCGCUACCCUUGAGGUUGAUCUCAAAGACAAUCGCGGCCACCUAAUGAUCAGCAAGACGUGGCGCACGAACAACGGUCUCUUCACCCCAUCUGAUCCCGAGUAUAGGCGCAUGGAUGGAAACUCAGGUCCCACCAAGUUCCUCGAAGUUUCUGUGUCUGACACCGUCAGCAAUUUCACUUGGCUGCUUGAGAUCUCUGCUCUUGGACUUCAGGAGCUCGAAGCACUUCCCAAGUGGGCUCAGGAGCAUGGUCACCACUACAUCAAUCUGGAACGCAAUAGGGCACAGAACGCCGAUUCCUUCUGCGACUUUGAGAGCUACAACGGAAAGCCAAGGACUGUUGCGAACAAGAGGAGCAUGACAGAGAAGAUUAUCUGGCGAUUUGAGAUGAAGGCGCCUUACAUCGGCUACGAAGUGGAAGUGGCCAAAGUCUUCAGAAGAGAAUACACGGCUUGCAAUCCCCCAGGCAAAGAGCCAGUCACUCGUUAUGAGCCGCGGUGGAGUGUCGACGUCAAGCAUCGCAAAUGGUCGGAACAGCUCGCUUACAAUCACGAGCUUAGCGCUGGAUACGGCGCAGAGUGGAAAGCAGAUAUACAGAGCUGGUUCCCUGUAGAUUCGGACAACCGGGACGAGAAACUCAAUGGUCAUGUUGAGCUGUUGCGUGCACUGCAGCGUGUGCAGGAUAUUGCUUUGGGAAAUGCUCAGUGA